AGCGCAGCAGCCGAUCUUCCCACUCACGCGACGCGAUAAUCGUCGGGCAGCUUCCUCGUCACUCUGCCGAACGCAAAGCCGAACGCAGCAGCUUCCGGAAGGAGACCCAGGGUUUCAAUGGCAAGCGAAGAUGCAUUGGACGAGAUCCCUCUAAGCAAAAGAUUGGAGAAGAUACAGCAUAUAGAGAUUGCGAUGUUCUAUCUUGAAUUGAAGAGCAUUCAAUACAGCUUGAUCCAGACAUACACAACAGCGUCACCAUAUUUUUUGCACGCAAGGACUCAAGACGCACCAAGAGAUGGUAGACAUCGGAAAGGUGAAAAUGGAGGCUGUGAUUGAGAAUUCAAGUUUAUCAAGUGAGGAACUUCCUCCCAACUAUCCUUGAAAAAUUGAAUACUCCCUCCGUCCCGCUAUAUUCGUCCACUUUUGACUUUUGGAACUGUUCAUCUAAGCACUUUGACUCAUCAAAUUCUCUCAAUGUGUAAGCCUAAAUAUAGUCAUGCGUGAUCUUGUUUGAUUUGUCUUAACAUAUAGAUUAUUAAUAUAUAAUUUCUAUCAUUUUUUAAUAUACAAAUUACAAGAUAAAAUGGAUUAAAGAAGUGUAUUGGAU
Molecule: messenger RNA, 607 nt
Organism: Cuscuta campestris
Lineage: Eukaryota; Viridiplantae; Streptophyta; Magnoliopsida; Solanales; Convolvulaceae
Source: the annotation of a GenBank genome assembly